CCAAUCAAAAUCUAAAGCAGAAAACCCAGAUUUGGGAAUUGAAAGCUAGUCAGAAACAGUGCGUGUAAUCACUUCCUAAAACCCUAAAGCUGAAAAAUAAUCCUGAUUUGGAGGAAUUGAUACAAGACUGUUGUUUUUCUGUGUUAAAAGUGGAUUCGAUCAUUACCAGCUCGGAUCAUUGGCUAGACUUUCAUUUCUCAAUUCGGCGAAUCAACCGAACUGGAACUUUUCGGAGUUGUUUUGGAUUUAGUGAAUGACGUGUUGAUAUAAAAACUGGAUGGUGGUGAUUGAUGAAUUGGAUUGUAGAUCAACUUGAGUUAUAGAGAUUUAGAAAAUUAACUAAGACAUUUAGACGUGGAAGCAGAAGGCCAUCAUAUUAGUGAUGCCUCUUGACAGCGUAAUAACUUCACCUCAUAGGAGGUCGCAGACACAGACUGUUUUCUCUUCACCAUCAUUUAAAAGAGAGAACUCCUCACGGGAUGACGAAUUAGGAAGCUGUUCAACUCUUCUUCAGCGACACCGAUUCCUUCUAACUGCUCUUGCUCUCCUAGCAUUUCUCUGCUCUGUAUAUCUGUACUUUGCUGUCACUCUGGGGGCUCGUGAUUCGUGCACUGAAAUGACGGGGGCACAAAAAGCAUCGUGUCGUUUGCAGCAAGUAAAGGCAUCUGUGUCAAAGGGUAAACUAAAAGUCUUCUAGCCUAUAUUAGUUUUUGACUUUCUUCUUGGAGGCUAGAGCUGAAGUAGUUUGGAAUACUUGAUAGUUUCAUUGGGCUCUAUCUCAAGCUCAUUGAUUUUGAUGUACAUUAGGAAGUUGUAAUGGAAAAUUACAUGACAUUAGCGAACAGGUAUGUUCGAAUUUGUGGAAAAUGAAACUACGGGCUUGAUCGAACCCUUGAUUAUAUUUUAACACACAGCCA
Molecule: messenger RNA, 917 nt
Organism: Olea europaea var. sylvestris
Lineage: Eukaryota; Viridiplantae; Streptophyta; Magnoliopsida; Lamiales; Oleaceae
Exons: 3
Coding region: 383-697 (104 amino acids)
Source: RefSeq, a predicted model, not a curated record